AACGAUGAGAUUGUGCUUCCUUGUGCUGGGCUGCGUGAUAGCAGCCAGCGCAUGGCCUGUUGACCAACUUUCCGUCCGAGUCCAUGGCGAAAAUGGAUGGUUUGUUCCCCAGCGGCAAGGCGGACUAAGAUGGGUUGCCAAGGCGGAGGCGGAGCGUCAGUUGGCGGAGUACGAGGCCCAGGAUGUCUUGGAAGGUCGUGUGUCGACCAACACGGUUAAGUUCUAUCUAUACACUCAGCAGAAUCCGACAACGGGACAGCAGAUCAAGGCCACCCAGUCUUCCAUCGACUCCUCCUUCUUCAAUCCCGAAAAUCCAACGAGGAUCACUAUUCACGGCUGGAACUCGAACUACAAAGACGGCAUUAACACCAGGGUUGCGGCUGCCUGGUUCCAGUACGGAGACUACAACAUGAUCGCCGUGGAUUGGCAGCGAGGUCGUUCCUUGGAAUACGCCACCUCAGUUGCUGGUGCCUCGGGAGCUGGCAAGAAAAUCGCCGCUUUGGUUGACUUCUUGGUGGAGGGGUACGGCAUGCGCUUGGACACUCUGGAGAUCGUUGGCUUCAGCUUGGGUGCCCAUGUGGCUGGAUUCACGGCCAAGCAGGUGACCACCGGCACAGUGGGCAAGGUCGUGGGCUUGGACCCCGCCUCUCCGCUCAUCAGUUACUCCAAGACAGAGAAGCGUCUGUCCAGCGAUGACGCCGUGUAUGUGGAGACCAUCCAGACAAAUGGCGCCAUUUUGGGCUUCACCCAGCCAAUUGGCAAAGCCGCCUUCUACAUGAACGGAGGUCGAUCCCAGCCAGGUUGUGGACUUGAUCUCACCGGCAGUUGCUCCCACACCCGAGCUGUUCUCUACUACGUGGAGGCCCUCCUGUAUAACAACUUCCCCUCGAAGAAGUGCGACACCUACCAGCAGGCCAACAAGAACACCUGCGGCGACCAGUACAGCAACAUCUUGAUGGGGGCCUUCAUCAACACUUAUAUUGCCGAAGGUAUCUUCUAUGUGCCGGUGAACAAGGAGUCUCCGUACGGAUUUGGUCAAAUCAACAGCAACGAACCGACAACUACUGCUCCUGCCGUUCCUACCACCACCGUUGAAGAUGAAUCCACAACCGAAGAGCCUGAGGAGGUUCCAUCCACAACCAAGAUACCCGAGGAGCCUUCCACUACCGAAGAACCCGAAGAGUCGACUACUGCUGGCGAGGAAACCUCUUCAAAACCGGAAGAACCACAGGACUCGACGACCGAGGAGCCCGAGGAGGUUCCCUCCACAACCGAAAAACCAGAAGAGCCCGAAGACUCUACAACCCCCAAGGCACCCGAAGAAGAUUCCACCACAACCGAAGUACCAGAAGAUGACUCCACUACACCCGAAGAACCAGAAGAGGACUCUACUACACCCGAAGAACCUGAAGAAGACUCUACUACACCCGAAGAACCAGAAGAGGAGUCUACUACACCCGAAGAACCAGAAGAGGACUCUACUACACCUGAAGAACCAGAAGAGGACUCUACUACACCCGAAGAACCAGAAGAGGACUCUACUACACCCGAAGAACCAGAAGAGGACUCUACUACACCCGAAGAACCAGAAGAGGACUCUACUACACCUGAAGAACCAGAAGAGGACUCUACUACACCCGAAGAACCAGAAGAGGACUCUACUACACCUGAAGAACCAGAAGAGGACUCUACUACACCCGAUGAACCAGAAGAGGACUCAACUACACCGGAAGAGCCAGAAGAGGAAUCAACUACACCGGAAGAACCAGAAGAGGACUCUACUACACCCGAAGAACCAGAAGAGGACUCUACUACACCCGAAGUACCAGAAGAUGAUGAUACCACCGCUGCUCCAGAGGAUGAUAUAGAAGAAUCGACAACCGAGAAACCAGAAGAUGACUCUACUACCACCGAGGAACCCGAAAACGACUCCACAACCCCCGAAGAACCUGAAGAUUCGACCACUACUGCUCCAGAAGACGGAGGGGAUGACGAUACGACCGAAGAGCCAGAAGAAGACCCUACUACCACCGAGGAACCAGAAGAUGACUCUACUACCCCCGAAGAACCUGAAGAUUCGACUACAUCAGCUCCCGAAGACGGAGGGGAUGAAGAAACGACCGAAAAGCCAGAAGAAGACUCUACAACUCCAGAAGAGCCCGAAGAUUCCACCACUGCUGCCCCAGAAGAUGGAGGAGAUGUUGAUACCACCUCUCCUCCGGAGGACGAGGACUCCACCACCGAAGAGCCUGAGGAAGUGUCAACGACUGCUGCUCCUGAGGUUCCCACAACAACUGUGAAACCCACUGAACUUCCUUCAACCACAGCGGUUCCCAUUGAAGUUCCCACCACUACUCUUUCUCCCGAAAUUCCACCUACUAUCCCGCCAAAAGAUGACAAUCUUGCCCCUGCAGGAACCAAAAAUAUCUUGAUCUUCAACGUCUUUUUGGUUAAUGUUAAAAUCGAAAAAUAGUAAAUUAACAAAAGCAUUUUCGUUAAAUGCCAGCCACUCAGGUUGUAAAAAGCAAUAAAACCAAAGCAAUAUUUGAUUUCCAUUACCUACUCAAUACCACAGAUGGUCGCGGAAUUUUAAUUCAGUUGCCUAGCAAUAUUAAUAAAUUAGAGAAGAAUUUACCUA
Messenger RNA from Drosophila ficusphila, 2638 nucleotides. RefSeq names its product cell surface glycoprotein 1. The record is from RefSeq and is a predicted model, not a curated record. The transcript has 3 exons. The coding region runs from base 5 to 2473 and encodes 822 amino acids. Lineage: Eukaryota; Metazoa; Arthropoda; Insecta; Diptera; Drosophilidae. Gene Ontology annotation, biological process: lipid metabolic process. Gene Ontology annotation, molecular function: lipase activity.